UCUCUGAUCUGUAUGAGCGUCUGAAGCCACACCAUCCCUCCAAAAUGAGCCGUGCCUCUUACGCCUCCUCCCAGUCCUCCUCAUACCGGCGUGCAUUUGGCGGGCCCGGCUUCAGCACAGCCCCGCUCACCCGCUCCUCUGUAUUGAGCCGUGGUUCUGGUGGCUCUCAUGCUAGCUCUCGGGUCUACGAGGUCACCAAGACAGCAUCAUCAUCGCCUGGCUACACCAGCUACCGCGCGUCUUCCUAUGGCAUCCCUUCUCUGGCGGCAGGCAUCAGCCGCUCCUGUGCCACCGGCCUGGGCGAGACCUUGGACUUCAGCCUGGCUGAUGCCCUCAAUCAAGAGUUCCUGCAGACACGCACCAAUGAGAAGGUUGAACUGCAGCACCUGAACGACCGCUUCGCCAGCUACAUCGAGAAGGUGCGCUUCCUGGAGCAGCAAAACCAGACACUUAGUGUUGAGGUGGAACGACUGAGGGGGCGCGAGCCUACGCGCAUCUCUGACCUCUAUGAGGAGGAGAUGAGGGAGCUGAGGCGCCAGAUCGAGGUAGUGACUAAUCAGAGAUCCAGAAUCGAGGUGGAGCGUGAUAACCUGACAGACGAUCUGCAGAAGCUUAAAUUCAGGCUUCAGGAGGAGAUCGCACAGAGAGAAGAGGCUGAGAACAGCCUCGCAGAAUUCAGAGCUGAUGUUGAUGCAGCCACCCUUGCCCGCUUGGACCUGGAGAGACGCAUAGAAACCCUGCAAGAGGAAAUCGCCUUCCUCAAGAAGAUCCACGAGGAGGAGAUACGCGAGCUGCAGGUCCAGAUGCAGGAAACUCAGGUGCAAAUCCAGAUGGACAUGUCCAAGCCUGAUUUGACUGGUGCUCUUAGAGAUAUUCGUUCUCAGUAUGAGGCCAUAGCUGCCAAAAACAUCUCAGAGGCCGAAGACUGGUACAAGUCCAAGGUGUCCGAUCUGAACCAAGCAGUGACCAAGAACAACGAAGCCUUGAAGCAGGCCAAAAUGGAGACCAUGGAAUACCGUCACCAGAUUCAGUCCUACACCUGUGAAAUUGACUCACUCAAGGGCACGAACGAGUCUUUGAUGAGACAGAUGCGUGACAUGGAGGACCGGCAUGGACGCGAGGCCUCUGGCUUCCAAGACACAAUUGCUCGUCUGGAGGCCGAGAUCGCCAACUUGAAGGAUGAGAUGGCGCGGCAUCUGCGGGAGUAUCAGGACCUGCUGAAUGUCAAGAUGGCUCUAGAUGUAGAGAUCGCCACUUACAGAAAGCUGUUGGAGGGAGAGGAGAGCAGGAUUACGCUGCCCAUGCAGGCCUACUCCACCAUCAGCUUUAGAGAGACCAGUCCAGAGCAUCAGCAACGUGCCUCUGAGAUGCACUCAAAGAAAACAGUCCUCAUCAAGACAAUUGAGACCCGUGAUGGAGAGGUGGUGAGUGAAUCCACACAGCACCAGGAGGACGUCAUGUAGAGCUCAAAUCAGAAGCAGAACCACAAACUACACUGAGUAUCACUAAAACCAUAAGGUUUUGCUUAAUCCUGUGCUUUUUAAUUAUUCCACACACAGCUGAUCAGAGAUGUGAGCACACUGCUGCCAGGUGAGCAAGGGAGAAGCUGUUCAAUGAUAUAUGCCUAUUAAAACAAGUAAAUUAUUAAAUAAUGCAUGUCAAAUCCCUCUGUAUUGACACUCCAAAUUGCUAAUAAAGUGAUUAAAGGACUGGUAAAUAAAAAUAGUAACACGGUUUAAAAGCCAGGGACAGACAGUGAUGUAGGUGAAACAAGGGUGCAGUUAAGAGACAAGAGGAAGAUGGGGUAGGAUAGAGAGAAACAUGAACGAUGAUAAGAAGUGAACUCAUAGCAAUAUGUGUAAUGAGAACACUGGCCUGGCAUGAAAACAUUCAAAUAAACUAAAGGUGCAUCAAUCA
Molecule: messenger RNA, 1917 nt
Organism: Trichomycterus rosablanca
Lineage: Eukaryota; Metazoa; Chordata; Actinopteri; Siluriformes; Trichomycteridae
Gene: desmb
Product: desmin b
Exons: 9
Coding region: 45-1463 (472 amino acids)
Biological process (GO): skeletal muscle organ development; intermediate filament organization
Cellular component (GO): Z disc; cell-cell junction; cytoplasm
Molecular function (GO): structural constituent of cytoskeleton
Source: RefSeq, a predicted model, not a curated record